GCGGUCUGGGCCGCGGGGCUCGGGCCUAUCGGGGUGGGCGGGGCGGAGUCGGGUCGCUAGUUGUCCCGGGGUCCUCCCGGCAGGCCGCAGGACCUCAAGGGCUUAGCGGGGUGGCCUCGGGCCUGGUGGCGGCGGCGGCGCCUGGAGCCGAGCGGGGGGCCUUCUGAAGGCCCUGGGACGCGUCUGUGGUGCCGGGGGGCAUCUACGGGGCGUCCCCGAGAGGAUUGGAGGCGUCCACAGGGCCUGGAGUGAGACUGAAGCCUGCCUUCCAUCAUAUAGCUGGCUUGGGUCAUUUUUGUGGGCACUGUUGAUCGUCUUUAUGAGCUGACCGGAGGCUAGGGUCUGUUUAGAGGGUUCUGGGGCCAUCUUGAGAUCUUGAGAUAUGUCCCGGGGUGAAGGAGAUCUGCAAGAGCUGGGGAGUAUCUGCAGAGCCAACUAUAGCGCCUAGGGUAUGUCUGUUAGGGCUGCGAAGUGUCUACAUGGGCUGACCUGAGGAUGCGGCUCACCUACAGGGGUCUGGGGCCAUAUAGCUGGGCCUGGAAGAACUGUUCCAGGGCUAGGAAGUCUUUUAUAGCUACCCAGAGGAGCGGGAUGUACCCACGAAGGGAGAGAGGCAAAUACUGAGAUGUUCUGAGAGGCCUGGAUGGGUCUCCAGCUGUCUGGGGAGUGUCUAAUCUGGGUGACAGGAGACUGGGGGCAGUUAGAAGGACCUGGAACCAUCUAGGUGGCUUUGAGUGUGCCUGCAAAUUCGAAUGCCUUUGGGGGGGCCACGCCAUUGCGUGGAGAAUAAGACAAUGAAGACUAUUGGAAAAUUUGCCCAGCUGUAUUGUACUUGCCCUUAGAAAGUAAUUCAAAUGCACAAUGUUGAAAAAUUCUGCGUGGCCCUGGGGCUACAGAGAGAGAGUUAGUCCUCCUUGGUCUGGGAAAGUCUAUAGGAUCGUCUAUAGGAUCGUCUAGAUUCGUCUAGUGCUGUGCUUUUCAAACUCUUUUGACCUUGAUCUACAGUGAGAAAUACAUUUUUUCAUUGAGACCCAGUGUACACCGUCAUACGAAUUUCAUACCCAAGUCCCUUUAAUUAGUAUUUCCAUUUACUUGUGAUGUAUUGUGAAGAACCUUCUAUUGUGUUCGAUUUGCUUUGAUAACAAGCUAUUUGUGAAGCACUGAACUGCUAUCAAGUCUAUAGUUUGGGAAACUUAUCUAGAGGGACCUAGCAGCGUCUGCAGAGGCUUCUCAGGUCUAAAAGACCUAAGGAGCCGGGGGUGUGUCUGCAAAUCCUGGGGCAUGUGUGAAUGGGCAAGGGAGGAUGUUCAUUCUACAGAGUUUGCGGCUCUGUGGGUCUAUAGUCAGCACACCUUGAUUAAGUGUCUCUUAUGUGACAGACGCUGUUCUACAUAUCGUGUGCUCCCCCCACCCCCACCCAGGUGCCGGAGAGCAGCACCAGGGCUGGGAACUGUCCAGAGGGGCUUCUCAGGGUGAGAGUUGUCUAUGGGAGUUCGGGAAGGAACUGCAGGCUCUUAGAGAGCCAGGAGGCAGCAUGGGAGAGCUUUCUGAAAAUCUGGUACGAGGGAGACCAGAACCGAGACCUUUUUUUUUUUUUUUUUUUUUUUUUUGGCAGGUAUGCAACCGAGGGUGUAAGGGAGACCGAAGUAGGGGAAACCUGGGCGUUAAAGGCCAAUGAUAAUUAUUGGCCUCUAUAUAGCUUGCUUGGGCUGUUAACUCUCUGUCAGGAGUCCGUCUCCUUUCAAUUCUCACAGCCUUUCUCUGACUUAGAUACUCCUAUUGGGCCCACUUAGAGUUAAGCACACGGCGUUGAGGGUUAGGGGUUUUGAAGCUUUCUAGGAACUGUGGGACCAGAUAUUUCUUGUCUUCAGAGUAGGAGAUUUGACAGUUGCAGGGAAGCCUACAGCUGAAAUCUUCGUGUUUUCUGAAGCCCUAAUCAAGAUCCCCAUCAGUCUAAAGAGUGAUUUUUCACCUUCUGUAUAACCUAAGAAUUUCUGUGACAUGGCAAAGCCUUGAGCCGCGCUUCCGCACGAGGGGCUGACAGGUGAUCGGAGGGUGCUCCCUGCGGCGUCUGGUGGACAGCAUUACUGAAGUUCGUGUUUGUUGUUUUGUUUUUGUUUUUUGCGGCACGCGGGCCUCUCACUGCCGCGGCCUCUCCCGUUGCGGAGCACAGGCUCCGGACGCGCAGGCUCAGCGGCCAUGGCUCACGGGCCCAGCCGCUCCGCGGCACGUGGGAUCUUCCCGGACCGGGGCACGAACCCGCGUCCCCCGCAUCGGCAGGCGGACUCUCAACCACUGCGCCACCAGGGAAGCCCAUGAAGUUCGUGUUUUCGUUUUCAAAGUGGCGUACUGGUUUUGUAGCUCAUUCUAUUAUAGUUCCAUCUUCUGUGUGUAAAUACAUUUUGUUGGGUCCCUCACCAUCGAGGAGAAUCGAUGCUUUUUUAGGAAGUGGCGUGCUGUUUGAGGCACACCCAGCACACUGGCACGUAUCUCGGUUUGGGAAAGGUGGGUUUAUGAGACUUCGGGACGCAGUGUUUGAAAUCACAACUCAACAGAAAAGAGUCUUGGCUCCCGUGAAGGCGGGCUCCUGUGAGGUCUUAAAGUUUGGUUGUGGGGGAAGGUGCGGGAACUGGGGAGGGGUGUGUGGAAAUAGGCCGGGAAGGCCUCCCUUUGGCAGAGGAGGCAACAAAUUCAGACAAGGGAAGAGAGUUACUCCUCCAGUCCCUCUAGUGUCUGCACUGGGCCUGGUACUUGCCCGGGCCUGGGAUGCGGUGGAGGAGAGGAGGGAUGCUGAAAGGGAUACAGUGUUGGAGGCCCCUGAGGUCUUCAUGUCUGUCCUCUCCUUCCACCACCUGGCACCACCGUGGCCUGCCCACCUGCCUCUACUCCAGACUCUCCCCCCCUUCCACCACCAGGUGACCAUGGAGGAAGAAGAUGAGUCUCGAGGGAAGACAGAGGAGUCAGGCGAGGAUCGGGGUGACGGUCCGCCAGACAGAGACCCUACGCUUUCUCCUUCUGCUUUUAUCUUGCGGGCCAUUCAGCAGGCUGUGGGAAGUUCCCUGCAGGGGGACCUGCCAAAUGAUAAAGAUGGUUCUCGGUGUCAUGGCCUUCGAUGGAGGCGCUGUCGGAGCCCACGUUCAGAGCCCCGUUCCCAGGAAUCAGGGGGGACUGACACGGCUUCUGUGUUGGACGUGGCUGCCGAUGGCCUCCUCGCGGGGCUGGUGAGCAUCCUGGAUCCCCCAGAUACCUGGGUUCCCAGCCACCUGGACCUGCGGCCUGGCGAAAGCGAGGACGUGCUGGAGCUGGUGGCCGAGGUCCGAAUUGGGGACAGGGAUCCAGUCCCUCUUCCCGUACCCAGCCUGCUGCCCCGUGUCAGGGCCUGGAGGACGGGCAAGACGGUUUCUCCGCAAUCUCACUCUUCUCGACCCACCUGUGCCCGCCACCUCCUCACCUUGGGCACUGGAGACGGGGGUCCUGCACCACCCCCUGCCCCCUCCUCUGCCUCCUCUUCGCCUUCCCCUUCCCCCUCAUCAUCCUCCCCCUCCCCGCCUCCCCCUCCACCACCGCCAGCCCCCCCGGCCCCUCCUGCACCCCGGUUUGAUAUCUAUGACCCCUUCCACCCCACCGACGAGGCCUAUUCCCCACCGCCUGCUCCAGAGCAGAAGUACGACCCCUUUGAGCCCACUGGCUCCAACCCCAGCUCAUCGGCGGGUACCCCCUCACCUGAGGAGGAGGAGGAGGAGGAGGAAGAGGAGGAGGAGGAGGAAGAGGAAGAAGAGGAGGAGGAAGGCCUGUCCCAGAGCAUCAGCCGCAUCUCAGAGACCCUGGCGGGCAUCUACGACGACAACAGCCUGAGCCAGGACUUCCCAGGUGACGAGAGCCCGGGCCCGGACCCCCAGCCCCUGCAGCAGACUCCAGCCCCUGGCACACCGCCCCAGGCCGACUCCACCCGGGCCGACGGAGCCACCCGCCGGCGUGUCUUUGUGGUGGGGACCGAGGCGGAGGCCUGUCGGGAAGGCAAGGUCUCCGUGGAGGUGGUGACGGCCGGUGGCGCCGCCCUCCCGCCCCCUCUGAUGCCACCGGGCGACUCAGAGAUUGAGGAGGGCGAGAUUGUCCAGCCUGAGGAGGAGCCCAGGAUGGCGAUCUCCCUCUUCCGGGCCGGCGGCCGGGCCGCACGACCCCCUCCGGCAGCCCCGGCCCCCCCUGCGGCCCAGCCCCCACCCCCGCCGCCCGCCCCCCGGGCCCCCGAGGGGGACGACUUCUUGUCACUGCACGCGGAGUCUGACGGCGAGGGCGCCCUGCAGGUGGACCUGGGGGAGCCGGCCCCCGCCCCGCCCACUGCAGACACGCGCUGGGGCGGCCUGGACCUGCGCCGCAAGAUCCUGACCCAGCGGCGUGAGCGCUACCGGCAGCGCUCGCCCUCCCCAGCCGCCGCCCCCGCCUCCGCUGCCCCCACUGGCCCGCCCACCCGCAAGAAGUCGAGGCGGGAGCGCAAGAGGAGCGGCGGCGAGGCCAAGGAGGCCGCCUCGUCCUCCUCCGGAGCGCAGCCCGCCCCGCCGGCCCCGGCCUCCCCCUGGGACUCCAAGAAGCACCGCUCCCGGGACCGCAAGCUGGGCUCCCACGCCUCGUCGUCCGCCCGCCGCCGCUCGCGGUCCCGCUCUGCCCGCCGCCGCUCACGGAGCACCGACCGGCGCCGCGGGGGCAGCCGCAGGUCCCGGUCCCGGGAGAAAAGGCGGCGGCGGCGGCGCUCGAAUUCCCCGCCCCCGGCCACCUCCUCGUCGUCGUCUUCCAGGCGCGAGCGGCACCGCGGCAAGCACCGGGAUGGCGGCGGCAGCAAGAAGAAGAAGAAGCGGUCGCGGUCCCGGGGCGAGAAGCGGUCUGGGGACAGUGAGAAGGGCCCUGCCCCGGCCCAGCCACCCUCCGGCCCCACCUCCUUGGGCGGAGAGCGCGACAGCCGCCGCCGGGGGGCUGUGCCGCCCUCCAUCCAGGACCUCACGGACCACGAUCUCUUUGCCAUCAAGCGGACCAUCACCGUGGGCCGGCCGGACAAGCCUGACCCCCGAGGCCCCUCACCGGCUCCGGCCUCAUCGCCCAAGCGCGAGGUCCUGUACGACUCCGAGGGACUGAGUGCCGAGGAGCGGGGAGGCAAGAGCAGUGAGAAGGACCGGCGCCGCUCUGGGGCUGCCUCCUCCUCCUCUUCCUCCCGGGAGAAGGGAUCGCGGCGGAAGGCACUGGACGGGGGGGAUCGGGACCGGGACAGGGACAGAGAUAGGGACAGGGACAGGUCAUCCAAGAAGGCCCGGCCCCCCAAGGAGUUGGCGCCCUCCUCAGGGCCCCCGCCAAAGCCACCUGUCAGCAGCGGUUCAGGCUCCUCGUCCUCGUCGUCCUCCUCAUCCUCCCGGAAGGUGAAGCUACAGUCCAAGGUGGCCGUGCUGAUCCGAGAGGGUGUCAGCAGCACCACACCAGCCAAGGAGGCCACCUCUGCUGGCCUGGGCUCCAUCGGAGUCAAGUUCAGCCGAGACCGAGAGAGCCGCUCCCCCUUCCUCAAGCCGGAUGAGCGGGCCCCUACUGAGGUGGCCAAAGCAGCUCAGGGCAGCACCAAGCCCAAAAAGACCAAGGUCAAGGCCAAGGCUGGGGCCAAGAAAGCCAAGGGGACCAAGGGAAAGAUCAAGCCAUCCAAGACGAGGAAAAAGAUCCGCAGCGGUGGGGGCAGCAGCGGGGGCAGCAGUGGCCCUGUGACGCUGAAGAAGUCCAAGGCGGAUAGCUGCAGCCAAGCGGCAGGAGCCAGAGGGGCCGAGGAGACUUCCUGGUCCGGGGAAGAGCGGGCAGCGAAGGCCCCUAGCACCCCGCCCCCCAAGGCGGCCCCUCCACCCCCUGCUCUCACGCCCGACUCGCAGACUGUGGAUAGCAGCUGCAAGACACCUGAGGUCUCCUUCCUGCCAGAAGAGGCCACUGAGGAGGCUGGAGUCCGAGGUGGGGCGGAGGAGGAGGAAGAGGAAGAAGAGGAGGAGGAGGAGGAGGAGGAGGAGGAGCAGCAGCCGGCCACCAGCACGGCCACCAGCACGGCUGCUGCCGCCCCUAGCACCGCCCCGAGUGCGGGGUCCACGGCUGGUGACUCGGGGGCGGAGGAUGGGCCAGCCCCCCGUGUCUCCCAGCUGCCUACACUGCCCCCACCCAUGCCCUGGAACCUGCCCGCUGGUGUAGACUGCACUACCAGCGGUGUCCUGGCCUUGACUGCACUUCUCUUCAAGAUGGAAGAAGCCAAUCUGGCAAGCCGAGCAAAGGCCCAGGAGCUGAUUCAGGCCACCAACCAGAUCCUCAGCCACAGGAAGCCCCCCUCAAGUCUGGGGGUGACGCCAGCUCCUGUGCCCACCUCUCUGGGUCUGCCCCCUGGCCCCUCCAGCUACCUGCUCCCUGGCAGCCUCCCCCUCGGGGGCUGUGGCUCUACCCCUCCCACCCCCACUGGGCUGGCUGCAGCGUCUGACAAGAGAGAGGGCAGCAGCAGCUCCGAGGGACGUGGUGACACAGACAAGUAUCUGAAGAAGCUGCACACACAGGAGCGGGCAGUAGAGGAGGUGAAGCUGGCCAUCAAGCCGUAUUAUCAGAAGAAAGACAUCACCAAGGAGGAGUACAAGGACAUCCUGAGGAAGGCCGUCCACAAGAUCUGCCACAGCAAAAGUGGGGAGAUCAACCCGGUGAAGGUGAGCAACCUGGUGCGCGCCUACGUCCAACGCUACCGCUACUUCCGCAAGCACGGCCGCAAGCCAGGGGACCCCCCAGGGCCCCCACGGCCGCCCAAGGAGCCGGGACCCCCUGACAAGGGCGGCCCGGGCCUGCCCCUGCCCCCUCUCUGAGAUCCCCAGCCGCCCCUUUCCUCCUUCGCUGCCUCUCUGGAAUUCUGGACGUAUUUAUGGCUCCGCCUCCCUACGUCCCUCCCCUGUCAGUGGGAUGAUUGGGGGAGGGUUGCUGCGGGAAAGAGGAGAGCCCCCUGCCCAGCCCCACUGCCAUCUUCCUCGCCCCAAGCCUGUGCCCAUUGCCCCUCCCCUCUGUUCAUGCCCCUACCCCAAUUUCAUUAAAGAUUUCAUGAAAUGUUACCCCUGAGCCCCAUGACUUUUAGCCCUUUCUUUUCAGAGUCCAGUUUGGGAAAGGGUUGAGGAGGAGCCUUGGCCCAAGUGUGAGGGUGGUUAGCGGGGAAGUAGACGGUGUGACUUGGGAAAAGUGCAUUCCUCUCACUGGGCCUGUUUCUUUGUCUAUAAAGUGGGUGUUGUGAGGAUUAAGAAAGACGCAGGCGGGUGAAGCACUUAGAACCGGACCUGGCACACAGGAAGCCGUUGCUACUGAUAGAGAGUGGUGGUGAUGGGAGGGAGAGGUCCCUGCCCCACCUGACCAGUGUCUGCCCAGCUCAGGGCCUCUAGGUGCUAUUUGUCUAAUCUUGGAAUUGCCCCAGAAACAGGAUCUUUGUCCUCCAUUCAGUUGGAUUCUCUUUUUACCAGUCCUGUGGGGCUGGGGUGAUCUAACUGACUCCCCCGAGAUGGAGAGGGAAACUGAGGCACAGAGCAGCAAGGGCCACACAGUGAAUCAGGGCUGUGCUGGCCUCCAUCAGUCCCUGUUACCCAGAACCCAGGCGCGGUGAGGAGGGGUGGGUGAAGCCAGGCUGCGGGGCGAGGGUGGGUUCUGGUUGGGGGUGGGCUCAGAAUUCCUUUACAACUGGCCCUCGCAGGCCCACACGGAGGGGAGCCCAGGGCCCGGAAAGGAGAAGGACUUGCCUGAGGUCACCUAGCAGGAGUUGGGAGGGGACCCAAGGCCCCUGACAGGCAGGACAGUCAGGCGAAAGGCUCUGUGCUUACUGGACGUCAGCCUGAACUGUUUAUAGGCAAGAUGGGGGUUCCAGAUUGAGCCCCAAGGCCGCCCUCAGAGUGGCAACCUUAGAGUCUGACCUGUCUUGUAUGUUCCUACUUUGUGAACUUUGCUCCUCUCUAAGCCUCAGUGUCUUGGUCUGUAAA
This is a messenger RNA of Physeter macrocephalus (sperm whale), 8003 nucleotides long. It is a transcript of the gene SCAF1, whose product is annotated as SR-related CTD associated factor 1. Gene Ontology annotation, molecular function: RNA polymerase II C-terminal domain binding. Bases 2316 to 6854 code for a protein of 1512 amino acids. The record is from RefSeq and is a predicted model, not a curated record. NCBI's taxonomy places the organism in Eukaryota, Metazoa, Chordata, Mammalia, Artiodactyla, Physeteridae. The transcript is spliced from 11 exons.